Microtus ochrogaster (prairie vole) is the source of this 2088-nucleotide messenger RNA. It is a transcript of the gene Htr5a, whose product is annotated as 5-hydroxytryptamine receptor 5A. Gene Ontology annotation, cellular component: plasma membrane. Gene Ontology annotation, molecular function: G protein-coupled serotonin receptor activity. Gene Ontology annotation, biological process: adenylate cyclase-activating adrenergic receptor signaling pathway; positive regulation of MAPK cascade. The record is from RefSeq and is a predicted model, not a curated record. NCBI's taxonomy places the organism in Eukaryota, Metazoa, Chordata, Mammalia, Rodentia, Cricetidae.
GGGCGCGCCAGCGCGUGUUUUCGGAGUAGCAGCCCCAGGCACGGUGGAGAGAGGCCAGGUCAGGGCAGAACACCAUCUCUAGAAAGCAAGUACCUGCGUUGCUUUCCCAGCAUCCGACUGUUCCCCCGGGAGUCACUGCCCGGAGAAGGGGAUGGCGGGCAGGCAGGGAGCAACCCUGGACCAGCGACUGUUCUGACGCACCAGCCGGUUUCCAAGCAUCCACCCUGCACGGAACCCAUCCCAAGGAUGCUCUGCUGCGGGCGACAAGACAGCGGUCUCCACCGAGGUGAGGAAACGCAGACAAGUGAUAGCUUAGGCGGGCCCUGGCUUCUAGACUCUGCCCCUUGAGUCCGCCUUCCAAAUUUCUAAGGAUACAGAGACUGUGCAGCUUGCAGUCUAGCACCCUCCUCUCUGCCAGCCAGCGUCUCCUCCAGACUCUUCCUGAUUGGGUACUGGGGCCAGGUUCACGGGCUCUUGACAGAAUCCUCUCCACUGGUCAGUUGUCGCAAACAUUUCUAGAUUGAUUCCAGUGGGCUCGGUGGCUACACAAUCUGAACGCAGGUGUCUUGGGGCCGGCAAUGGAUCUGCCUGUAAACUUGACCUCCUUUUCCCUCUCCACUCCCUCCUCUUUGGAACUCAACCGCAGCCUGGGCGCAGAAGACCUGCGUCCUAGUCGGCCGUUUUUCUCAGUUUUCCGAGUGCUAGUCCUGACAUUGCUGGGCUUUCUAGCCGCGGCCACGUUCGCUUGGAACCUGCUGGUGCUGGCCACCAUCCUCAGGGUACGCACCUUCCAUCGCGUGCCACACAACCUGGUGGCGUCUAUGGCCAUCUCGGAUGUGCUGGUGGCCGCGCUGGUCAUGCCACUGAGCCUGGUGCACGAACUGUCCGGGCGCCGCUGGCAGUUGGGCCGGGGUCUGUGCCAGCUGUGGAUCGUGUGUGACGUGCUCUGCUGCACAGCCAGCAUCUGGAAUGUGACAGCCAUAGCCCUGGACCGCUACUGGUCUAUCACACGCCACCUGGAGUACACGCUCCGCGCCCGCAAGCGAGUCUCCAACGUGAUGAUCGGACUCACCUGGGCACUCUCUGCCGUCAUCUCUCUGGCCCCACCGCUCUUCGGCUGGGGGGAGACGUACUCCGAGCUCAGCGAGGAAUGUCAGGUCAGUCGGGAACCUUCCUACACGGUGUUCUCUACCGUGGGCGCCUUCUACCUGCCGCUGUGCGUGGUGCUCUUCGUGUACUGGAAGAUUUACAAGGCCGCGAAGUUCCGCGUGGGCUCCAGGAAGACCAACAGCGUUUCCCCGGUUCCUGAAGCUGUGGAGGUGAAAGAUGCUACACAACAGCCCCAGAUGGUGUUCACCGUCCGUCAUGCCACUGUUACCUUCCAGACAGAAGGGGACACAUGGCGGGAGCAGAAGGAGCAGAGGGCGGCCCUCAUGGUGGGCAUCCUCAUCGGGGUGUUUGUGCUCUGCUGGUUCCCUUUCUUUGCCACGGAGCUCAUCGGUCCCCUGUGCUCCUGGGACAUCCCCGCCAUCUGGAAGAGCAUCUUCCUGUGGUUGGGCUACUCCAACUCCUUCUUCAACCCACUCAUCUACACAGCCUUCAACAGGAGCUACAGCAGUGCUUUCAAGGUCUUCUUCUCUAAGCAACAGUGAGCGGCCAGUUGCAAGUGGACUCGCUGUCCCACGAACCUUCGUAGUCCACCCAGCAGUCCUGAAGAUCCAUCUGCCAAGGGCACCAGGGUCACAUCAGAGCUGAACUCAGCUCACGUCUGUGCUCUCGCGUUGGGAGUUGUCUUCCCCUGAAGGCUCUAGUGGCUUCUGUCUCCAAUCUGGGUACUCUCCCUCACUCUGUACCAGCUGCCACGGACCUGGCUCACAAAGUGCCCAUUCCUCCUCUAAAUCCACUCCAGCAUGGCCAUGAGAAAACAGGAGGGAGGAAAGAGGGAGCGAAAUAACUCAGGCAGGUAGAGAGAGGCAGAAAGAACGGCAAGGCCUAAAGCUGUCGGCGAUUGCACACCUGUACAUCCAGCACUCAGGAGACUAAGGCAAGAGGAUCUCAAACUCAAAGCCAGCUUGGGCUACAUCAUAG